Gadus morhua (Atlantic cod) is the source of this 2573-nucleotide messenger RNA. RefSeq names its product four and a half LIM domains 3a (gene fhl3a). Gene Ontology annotation, biological process: actin cytoskeleton organization. Gene Ontology annotation, cellular component: Z disc; stress fiber; nucleus. Bases 352 to 1191 code for a protein of 279 amino acids. The record is from RefSeq and is a predicted model, not a curated record. Gene Ontology annotation, molecular function: actin binding; transcription coregulator activity. NCBI's taxonomy places the organism in Eukaryota, Metazoa, Chordata, Actinopteri, Gadiformes, Gadidae. The transcript is spliced from 7 exons.
UCAGUGAGGAACAGAAGUAGCCGGCUGGCUCUAUCAUUCCUCCGCACACAGGACCGACUUCAGGGAAAAGCGAGGCUGAAGUUGAGCUUUGCGUCCGGCGACGUCCCCGGAAUAGCGACGUGACACGGAGCGGCGAGAGCGGAGGUUCUACCGCCGUCGGGCUCAAAGUGGUGGGCAGCGCUCCGGAGGAUCUGGCUAGCAUCAGGAAGCGGUUCUCUGCGUCGUCCUCGGAGCUCGGCCACCCGCUAGCGAUCAGCGCGGCGCUGGAGGACCGAGGCAGCGAGCUUCAAACACGACCGCACUGAGAUCAGAUCCUCCAGCCGAGCGACACACGACGCAGCUUGAUCCAAGAUGGCGGACCGCUUCGACUGCGCCCACUGCAAGGAGUCCCUGUACGGCCGCAAGUACAUCCAGUCGGAGGAGCGGCCUCACUGCAUCCCCUGCUACGACAGCCUCUUCUCCAACACCUGCGACGAGUGCAAGGAGCUCAUCGCCCACGACGCCCGGGAGCUGUUCUACGAGGACCGCCACUACCACGAGCACUGCUUCCGCUGCUUCCGCUGCGAGCGCUCUCUGGCCGACGAGCCCUUCACCAGCCAGGAGGAGGCGCUGCUCUGCAACGACUGCUACUGCAGCGAGUUCUCCUCCAAAUGCGUGGCCUGCGACCAGACUGUGAUGCCCGGAAGCAGGAAGCUGGAGUACGGCGGCUCCACCUGGCACGAGAGCUGCUUCACCUGCAGCAGCUGUGAGCAGCCAAUCGGCUCCAAGUCCUUCAUCCCCGACAAGGACGAGCACUACUGCGUGCCCUGCUACGAGGACAAGUUCGCCCCGCGCUGCACCCGCUGUAAAAAGACCCUGGCCAAGGGGGGCGUGACGUACCGGGACGAGCCCUGGCACAAGGAGUGCUUCGUGUGCACCAGCUGCCAGAGCCAGCUGGCGGGACAGCACUUCACCUCCCGGGACGACGUCCCCUACUGCCUCAAGUGCUUCAGCAGCCUGUACUCCAAGAAGUGUGAGGCCUGCUCCAAGCCCAUCACAGGCUUCGGCGGGGGGAAGUACGUGUCGUUCGAGGAGCGGCAGUGGCACCAGAGCUGCUUCACCUGCACCGCCUGCUCCGUCACCCUGGUGGGGGCCGGCUUCUUCCCCGACGGGGACCGCAUCCUCUGCCGCGAGUGCAACAGCAGCCUAUAAUAUCUCUCACCCGCUCUCUCUCUCUCCCUCACCCGCUCUCUCUCUCUCUCUCUCUCUCUCUCUCUCUCUCUCUCUCUCUCUCUCUCUCUCUCUCUCUCUCUCUCUCUCUCUCUCUCUCUCUCUUCCCCCCCCCCACCCCUGCCAGGUACCCCAGUAAUCCCCAAAAAUCGCAGGGAUUACGAAACGCAAACACACGCACAUACACACAUGCACACACCCACACACACACACGCACACACACGCGCAAAAAAAGCACACACACACCUUAUACACACACGUUUUAUCCUUCAAGUCCUCUUCUUGCCAAAUAACUAUUCCUUGAUGAAAUCAUUCAAGGAGCGCUUUAUUUUUUAAACUAAUGUCACAUUGUUGUAACAUACGUGACAUAUUACAUACAUGACAUAAAUGUAACAUAUAUUACCCUUCUGCUUUUGAAGAUCCCCAUCCUGAGAAUCAACUAUGCACCCCCCACCCCCCCAACACUUUAAGAGUAUAGAGAGUGAAUGUCCUGAUCCCGUGUGUUGGUGAUGCUGAGUGAACUACUGUGGCCGUUCUAACUGCCGCUUCAACGCUUAUUGAAGCUUUUUUUUAUUUCAGUUAACGUUUAAUGUUUAUUGUCAUGUGUCCUCUAUCUUCAUCCAUCUAUGACCCUUAGAGAGCCCUAGUACACCGUGAUCCACUGCUCUAGAUCCACUGAGUGAUCAACUGCUCCAGAUCCACCCAGUAAUCCACUCCUCCAGAUCCACUGAGGGAUCCACUGAGUGAUCCACUACUAUAGAUCCACUCAGUGAUCCACUACCCCUGAGCCACUGAGGGAUCCACUCCUCCAGAUCCACUGAGGGAUCCACUCCUCCAGAUCCACUGAGGGAUCCACUGAGUGAUCCACUACUAUAGAUCCACUCAGUGAUCCACUACCCCUGAUCCACUAGUCCUGUUGGAGCAGGAGAUAGACCCAACACCCUCACCCCUAGCCCGGCCCAAACGUGACCACUGCCUGUGUCCAACUGCAGGGCCCCGCCCCCCAGGGCCCCUGGCCCCGCCCCCAGGGGGUCCUGCCUCCCACCACUGGGGGACACUGGUUAUAUUCCUCACUGUGGCUCAGAGCCUCUCAGAUAGCUGCAGGAUGGCCCAUAAGGCUGGAUGUGUUUCUUUUUUAAAAGCUUUUUUACAGACUGCAUAAUGCAUAAUAACCUGUGUAUGAUGAUGUGUUGAUGGCUUUCUUUGUAAGUUGGACGGUUAUAGGUGGGAAAAAAAUUAAUACUUAAGAAAUCCUUUUUAUUGCUUUAUUUGAUCUUUGAUGCCUGAGAGUCAGAGUGGAUGUUGGGCGAUUCACCUCGUUCAUUUGUGAAGUCCUCAAAUAAAUGAAUGCCUACACAACCCUU